AAUAUUACUACAACAACUAUUCAUACAUAACAUAAACAUGGCCUUCAAACCCUUUCUUUCUUCUUCUUUCACCUCAAUUCUCCUCAUCUUUCUACUACCAUUGUUGUUCUCUUCGGUGGCCAAGGCCGCCGACAUUUGUGCUUCCACGCCUUAUCCAUCCUUGUGUAGGUCUCUUCCAAAUAACAACAAUGCCACGGCUAAUGUCUAUGACUAUGGCCGCUCUUCCUUCACCAGCUCCUUGUCAAAAGCUCGGACUUUCUUGUCAUUAACACAGAAUUUUCUGCAAAGAAACUCUGACUUAACACCCGGAGCUAUUGCUGCUCUUGAAGAUUGCCGCGUACUGGCUGAGCUAAACGUGGAUAAUAUUCUAGAAUCUUCCAAAGUGAUCAGCCAGGCUCAGAGUCUGUCAACUUCAGAAAUGGAAAGUGUUCAUACAUUGAUGAGUUCCAUCUUAACAAACGCGCAGACUUGCUUAGAUGGACUCGAACAAGCUGCUCCCUCUUGGAGCUUAAAAGAUGGAGUCUCCAUUCCUCUUGUUAAUGCUACUAAACUCUAUAGUGUUUCUUUAUCACUUUUCAAAACUGGAUGGGUUCCGAAAACAAUGAGUAUGCCAGUUUCUUAUGCUCCUAGGACUUUAGGGGCAUUUGUGAACGGUCGAUUCCCAUUUAAAAAGGCUGGCCAGGGCAGUACUAAUUUUGAAAAACUAGGUGGAAGAAAGCUCCUUCAAGAUGGUGGUGGUGAUUAUAUAGUGGUGAGUAACAUUGUUAUUGUGAGCCAAGACGGAACUGGGGACUUUAGUACUAUUAAUGAGGCCUUAUCUAUGGCUCCCAACAAGACUCUAGCGAGUGCUGGCUACUUUGUGAUCUAUGUCACUGCUGGAGUCUACGAAGAAUAUGUGUCCAUUCCGAAGAACAAUAAGUAUGUGAUGAUGAUUGGCGAUGGAAUUAAUCAGACAGUCAUCACUGGCAACCGUAGUGUUGCGGAUGGCUUCACAACUUUCAAUUCUGCAACAUUUGCUGUUGUGGGAGACGGAUUUGUAGCAGUGAACAUAACAUUCAGAAACACGGCAGGGGGGGCUAAUCAUCAGGCUGUCGCGAUGAGAAGUGGGGCGGAUUUGUCAACAUUCUAUAGCUGCAGUUUCGAAGGGUAUCAAGAUACCCUUUAUACACACUCCAAUAGGCAAUUUUACACAGAAUGUGACAUAUAUGGCACCGUGGACUUCAUAUUUGGUAACGCAGCUGCUGUGUUACAAGAUUGUAACAUUUAUCCACGUCUACCUCUGUCUGGCCAAUUCAAUGCUAUUACUGCACAAGGAAGGACGGAUAUAAACCAGAACACGGGCUAUUCCAUACAGAAUUGUAAUAUCAGAGCUGCUGAUGACUUGGCCUCGAGCAGUGGAAGCACGCAGACAUAUCUUGGAAGGCCUUGGAAAUUGUAUUCAAGGACAGUUUAUAUGCAAUCUUUUAUGGAUAGUUUGAUUAACUCCCUUGGUUGGCAUGAAUGGUCUGGAACUUUCGCGCUGGAUACAUUGUAUUAUGCUGAGUAUAGCAACACGGGGCCUAAAUCAGACACUAGCGGUAGAGUUACAUGGACUGGAUAUCGACCCUCUUUAAAUGAAACUGAAGCCGCUGCUUUCACUGUUACCAACUUCAUAUCUGGAGAUGACUGGUUACCUCUAACAGGAGUGCCAUACUCAAGUGGCUUAUAAUAGAGAACAAUAUACUAGUAGCUAGCUAAUUAGCUUGCUUUCUGUGUUCUUGAUUCUUUAACAAAUUAUUGUAUAGAAUAAAUAAGCAUGUAAGCAGAACAGGUUUACAUUGAAAGAACCCCAAGUUUGUAUGAUCAAAAGUUGAACUUUGAAGA
Daucus carota subsp. sativus is the source of this 1863-nucleotide messenger RNA. Its product is annotated as pectinesterase. Gene Ontology annotation, molecular function: pectinesterase inhibitor activity; pectinesterase activity. The record is from RefSeq and is a predicted model, not a curated record. NCBI's taxonomy places the organism in Eukaryota, Viridiplantae, Streptophyta, Magnoliopsida, Apiales, Apiaceae. Gene Ontology annotation, biological process: cell wall modification. The coding region runs from base 38 to 1708 and encodes 556 amino acids. The transcript is spliced from 2 exons.